GAAACAAGUCCUUAUAUUAAGUUCAGUUACUCCAAUUCGAGCCCAACAGACUUCUAUGAAACUAAUCAGCAAGUUCCUUGAGGUGUGUCGACUCAAAUUCAAAGCAUCACAGGCUGAGGCUGGAUCAUCUAUCUUCGUUUUCCUUCUGGCGUUUUGGUGUGUGGUUGUGGCCAUCGUUGUUAUUACCGACAGAAACUUCAGCUCGCAUCAGAGAUCGCACAAUAGCAGAAAGGCCCUGAAAGGCAACCUUGGAUAAUUGCAGUGCAAUCUCUUAUUAUUUUGAAUCAUAGGCCACGCAUAUGGUGUAGUACAUGGCAACUUUUGAAGGAAAAGUUAGAUAUACUUCACUUUCUAAGCAAGAAAAUCAGAAAAAUAUGUACCCUCAUGUUGAUGACUAUAGUAAUCCCGUAUGGCCUGCAACGAAAGGUGUAACUGCUCACCAUUUAGGCUCAAAGUCUGUCAGAGAAGAUUAUUCUGUCCAGUUUCCAUUUGAGUCUGAAGACUUCAUUGAUGGGGAAUAUGAUUUGAACGAGGAUAAUUGCAAUGCAAUGCAAAUUAAUAAGCCUCCAGAGGUCAACCUGAAAAAUGUUUUAGGUGGUCUAGUUGCAAUUUUGACUGGACGGAGUAAAGGCCCAUCUGUUCCAAUGAAUCAACAACUUCCUAGUUCAAAUGUUUCCUUUCUUGGGUCUGAAAAGAAUGGAGACACCUAUCUACAUUCCUCAGUUUACAUACCAAGCGCCCCUCCACUUUUGGAACCAAGUGGGAUUAACUAUAUUGCAUAUAAAGAGGUGCUGGAAGCUGAACCCCCAGAAUGGCUACCAGAUAGUUCUACUACAGUUUGCAUGCAGUGCACUGCUCCUUUUACUGCACUUACCCGUGGAAGGCAUCAUUGUCGGCUUUGUGGUGGUGUUUUUUGCAGAGCAUGCACAAAAGGAAGGUGCUUGCUACCCGUUAAGUUUAGGGAGAGGAAUCCACAGAGGGUCUGUGAUGCCUGCUAUGAUAGGCUUGAUCCUUUACAAGGAAUUCUCAUAAAUACUAUUAGCAAUGCUGUGCAAGUUGCGAAGCAUGAUGUGAUGGAUUGGACAUGUUCAAGAGGGUGGUUGAACCUUCCUGUUGGUUUGUCCAUGGAACAUGAGAUAUACAAAGCAUCCAACACAUUGAAAAGCUACGGUCAGGUUGCUAGAAUGAAUCCUGAUAGGUCCAUACCUCUAGCAGUUCUGAAGGGAGCCAAAGGUUUGGCAAUAUUAACUGUUGCCAAAGCUGGUGCAUUAGUUGCUUACAAAAUUGGUACCGGUUUGGUUGUUGCUCGAAGGUCAAAUGGAUCAUGGUCUGCCCCAUCUGCCAUAUGCUCUGUUGGUUUAGGAUGGGGUGCACAGAUUGGGGGUGAGCUCAUGGACUAUAUAAUUGUCCUCCAUGAUAUGAAAGCUGUGAAGACAUUUUGUAGUCGCAUGCAUUUUUCACUUGGUGCUGGUUGCAGUGCUGCAGCAGGCCCUGUUGGAAGGGUGCUGGAGGCAGACCUUCGUGCUGGGGAUAGAGGUUCUGGCAUGUGCUACACUUACAGUUGUAGCAAAGGAGCAUUCGUUGGUGUAUCACUGGAAGGGAAUAUAGUUGCAACAAGGAUGGAUGCCAAUCUAAAGUUCUAUGGUGAUCCUUAUCUCACUACAAAUGACAUUCUGCUGGGUACUGCGGACAGACCAAAAGCUGCCCAGCCCUUAUAUGCUGCCCUUGAAGACCUCUACUCUAGCCUGGGGUGUUAGACGCCAGUUACCUCUGCAUAACGUGGGAUGUGAAAUCUGAAGACUCCAUCCGAACGUAACUCCUCUUUGCAUGUGCUUCGUCGCCUUUGGCUGUUGAUAUGUGCACUUGCUCCUGAAUUUAAUUUUAUGAUAAUUUCAUCAAGUUUAUUGGGCCUAUGUUCUUGCAAAAGGAAGACAUUUUCAUGGGACUGUACAUAUGAAUUUAUUAUGAACUUUCAUUCAAUUUAAUUGAUGUUCAUUUGCAUGUAUCCGACCAAUAUGAUUAUCAUAAUGUAAAUAUUCAUACAGUUCAGCAACAUGUA
Molecule: messenger RNA, 2059 nt
Organism: Jatropha curcas
Lineage: Eukaryota; Viridiplantae; Streptophyta; Magnoliopsida; Malpighiales; Euphorbiaceae
Product: RING/FYVE/PHD-type zinc finger family protein
Molecular function (GO): phosphatidylinositol binding; metal ion binding
Source: RefSeq, a predicted model, not a curated record